AUGAACUCCUACGAUCAGCUGCACCGGCAAUGUCGAACUCUCGAAAACCUAUUCUACACUAAGCUUACCUCUUACUCUCAACUGCUGGAGGAGACAAACGAGCAACUGGCCGUGUUGUCAAACGAGCCCGACACCGUCUCUGCGUCAAUGCUCCGAACAAUCCAGCAUCAUGGUGAAAUAUUCAGAGACAAUAUGCGGGAACUGAAGAGGACCAAGGCUAGUGUGAAGAAUGCGUUGGACCACGCAAACCUGCUGAGUGGCGUCAGGAACGACAUUGAGGCAUAUAAGUCGACUGCGGCAGAUUCGUUGCUGGCUGAACGGGGCCGAAUUGAUAGUUCGCAUUCCAUGACGGACACAAUGAUUGAGCAGGCCUACGAGACACGCGCGGAGUUUGGUCGGCAACGGGGCUCUCUGGCGGGCAUUAAUACCCGGAUGCAGGGUGUCCUCAACACGAUGCCUGGCAUCAACAACCUUGUCUCGAUGAUCAAGUCGAGGAGAAGGAGGGACUCGAUAAUAAUGGGAGUGGUCAUCGGGGUUUGCAUUAUCAUUAUUCUGUCGUACGUGUUUGGGUAG
Messenger RNA from Mycena indigotica, 573 nucleotides. Its product is annotated as Golgi SNAP receptor complex member 1. Gene Ontology annotation, cellular component: SNARE complex; cis-Golgi network; Golgi medial cisterna. Gene Ontology annotation, biological process: vesicle fusion; endoplasmic reticulum to Golgi vesicle-mediated transport. Gene Ontology annotation, molecular function: SNAP receptor activity. The record is from RefSeq and is a predicted model, not a curated record. NCBI's taxonomy places the organism in Eukaryota, Fungi, Basidiomycota, Agaricomycetes, Agaricales, Mycenaceae. The transcript has 6 exons. Bases 1 to 573 code for a protein of 190 amino acids.